Alternaria burnsii is the source of this 2343-nucleotide messenger RNA. RefSeq lists its product as uncharacterized. Lineage: Eukaryota; Fungi; Ascomycota; Dothideomycetes; Pleosporales; Pleosporaceae. Gene Ontology annotation, cellular component: plasma membrane; fungal-type vacuole membrane. The transcript has 5 exons. Gene Ontology annotation, molecular function: nucleobase transmembrane transporter activity; nicotinamide riboside transmembrane transporter activity. Gene Ontology annotation, biological process: nucleoside transmembrane transport. The record is from RefSeq and is a predicted model, not a curated record. Bases 1 to 2343 code for a protein of 780 amino acids.
AUGGAUCGGGUGCGGCAGAUAUUCGAGCGCGAGGACUCCUCAGCCGCGUAUGAACCGCUACAGGGGGGCUCUGAGCGGCCAGAUGGCGAGCACAUCCAAGCAGAGGAACACGCAUUCUCAUGGACCGACUAUGCCGUCUUCACGCUGCUGGGCGUCUCUAUGCUAUGGGCUUGGAACAUGUUCCUGGCAGCAGCCCCGUACUUCCAGCGACGCUUCGAGUCCAGCGAUAAUCUGCUCCGCAACUUCCAGUCUUCCAUUCUAUGCGUCUCCACCGUAGGCAACCUAGGCUCCAUGAUGGUCUUGACCAAGCUCCAGGCCCGUGCCAACUACCCCAAGCGUAUCAUCGCAUCCCUCGCCCUCAACGCCCUUGUCUUCACCUUGCUCGCUAUAUCCACAAAGUUCUUCUUGAACCUAUCCGUUGGUGUCUACUUCGCCUUCCUCAUGCUCAUGGUCUUGAGCGCUAGCCUAGCGACAGGGCUCUGUCAGAACGGUGUCUUUGCAUACGUAUCGGGAUUCGGAAGAGAAGAGUAUACACAAGGAAUCAUGUCUGGCCAGGGCAUCGCUGGCGUCCUGCCUUCCAUUACCCAGAUCAUAUCCGUCCUAUCCGUGCCCAAAAAGCAGCACGCCCACGGAGCACCGCAAGAGUCAAGCACGUCUGCUUUCAUCUACUUCCUAACCGCUACUGCUGUUUCUGCUGUAACCCUGGUAGCAUUCUUCUACCUCCUUUCUCGGGCUAGCUCCAAGCAGCGCUUAUCGCACCCUUCACUCAAUCAAGGACCAGAAUACGACCCGGCUCACAGCGAGCGCAAGAGCAUACCACUAACAAGAUUGCUCAGGAAGCUCUUUUGGCUCGCCGGCGCUGUCUUUCUCACUUUCACAAUCACCAUGUUCUUCCCAGUCUUCACGCCACAAGUGCUGAGCGUGCGCGACCCUUCAACUGCACCUCGUCUUUUUCAGCCGGCGACUUUCAUACCUCUAGGCUUCUUCUUCUGGAACCUUGGUGACCUUAUGGGCCGAGUAGGACCCGCUCUACCUGCCCUACGUCUUACGCAUCGCCCGCGCCUCCUAUUCGUCUUGUCUAUUGCGCGAGUAUUCUUCAUACCCUUGUACUUUCUCUGUAAUAUCGGUGGAAGGGGCGCCGCUAUCAACUCCGAUUUCUUUUACUUGUUUGUUUUACAAUUACUCUUUGGCAUGACAAAUGGCUACUUGGGGAGCAACUGCAUGAUGGGUUUCGCAGAGUGGGUUGAGCCGGAAGAACUUGAGGCAGCAGGGAGCUUUAUGUCAUUGUCACUAGUUGGUGGUCUCACCACGGGAAGCUUCUUGAGCUUCUUUGCUGCACAGUCCUCAUGCCAGCUCCACCUUCGCACUGCUCAGCAGAAACAGGACGGUGGGAAAUUCAAAAAACCCAAAUAUAGCUGGACGGAGAAGACGGCACAGAACAAUGCUUUCCUCCAGCCCGAAGAGUCAGGCAGCACAUACGAGGUGGUAGAACUAGAAGCUGCAGAUGGCUCACGAUGGAAGACCAAGCUAGUCCAUAGCACUUCUUGUGAGGAGGACGUUCGUAUCGCUGGUCACAGCCAUAUCAAAGAGGUCGCUCUGCAGCACCGGAUGGAAGAAGCUAGGAAGCAUAUAGACGAGCUCAAAGAAGCAGAGAUCACGGUAAUGGGAGCUCCAAAGUCUCUAUGGAAUGACGAGGAACCCAAUGAUGACUUAUUUGAUAGUAUCUUCUACAUUGUACACAAGCCGGUGAUGCUCGGUGAUGGGACUAGGAUCACCAUGACUAGUCACGACCAUGGCAACCAUAAAUACACCGAUGUUCGCGUCAUAACUUCCGGGACUAGGCUCGGAGAAGAGUGGAAGGUCGAGCUCGAACACUAUGUUCAGCAAGACAUCGAAAUCGUCGGCUGGUACAAUACGCUAGAAGCCGCUGCAGAGAAGUUGACAAACAGCUUACUGGAUAACAAUAAUGCACAUGAGCAAUACGGGAACUUCACCGCAUUCUGCCGCAUCAAGUCAACCCAGACGAAUUUUGACGAGUCAACAUCCCAAGCCAAGACGUCCCACUGGUAUGAGAUCAUCCGUGUCAAUCUUGAACACGAAAAUACGUAUGACGUGUCGUGGCGCGAGAAAGCCCGUUCGUCUCAUCUGGAGGCCUCGAAAAGAAUUGGUAUCCUCUCGAUGAAGAUGAGAAGCCAGGGGCUUACUCAGUCGGAAUCAAAUGAGCUAGACGGGUUGCACAUGGGCUUGGGAUACUUAGUUGUUGCAAAGGACGGUUUAGAGGAAGUUGUGAGGUAUGUAAGGAAGAGGGAGGAGGAAAGCAAAGGGGUGGAGGAGUGUAUCUAG